AUGGCUGCGGGCACGGAGACGGUGCACUACAUCCACCUGCACAACUCCAGCCAGUCUGUUCUGGAGGCUUUACGGACGCAGCGGCGUGAAGGCCUCUUCUGCGACGUGACGGUGCGCAUACAUGACGCCUCGCUGCGUGCCCACGCCUGCGUGCUGGCCGCUGGCAGCCCCUUCUUCCAGGACAAGCUGCUGCUGGGCCACUCUGAGAUUUCGGUGCCGCCGCUGGUCCCCGCUGAGACGGUGAAGCAGCUGGUGGAUUUUAUGUACAGCGGCUCGCUAGUGGUGGUGCAGUCACAGGCCCUCUGCAUCCUCACCGCCGCCAGCAUCCUGCAGAUUAAGACGGUCAUCGACGAGUGCACCCAGAUCAUCUCCCAGAGGAAGGUUGCUGCUGCGGCAGCAGCCGCAGCAAGUGGAGGUGGAGGUGGAGGGGGGAUGACAGUUGGGGUCCUGCCCAAGCAGGAGGAGCGGGGAGGGGGUAAAGGUAGGGACAGCGGUGGUGUUUGUAUUGGUGGUGGUGGCGGAGUCAGCGGUGGUGGGGGUUACCAGAGCUUCUCGAACUUCGCCUUAGGGGACUGCGGAGCGAGCAACAUGGUCACAGGCCUGGGCGGAUCUAACUUGAGCGUUAAUGUUAGCGAGAGUGGCCCAGGAGGCGCCCUGGAGCAGGCUAACCCAGUGGGGCUGAUGGCUCUAGCUGACAUGGGCAGCCCCGGGGCCCUUUGUGGGGCUGACGGGCUGAGCUCAGGGGCCGGCGGAGUCCUCAUGAAGAACUCAAGUUGCACUCAGGAUAUGAGGUACAAGCUGAGAGACCUGCUAGCGGCAACCGCUAACGGCGCCAAUGCCGGAAGCUCAGGGAAUCUCUCGGUCGGCUGCAGCUCUGGUGUCAGCAGCGUGGACAGCAUUGGCCGGGACAGUAUCCGCAGCAAUGCGGCUGACCUCUCGGAAGAGCUUGUGGGGAUGGACAGAUACUGCGAGGCGGAGGAGAUGGAUGGACAUCACAGAGGGAGAGACUUGGAAAGGGACAGAGGAGCAGGAGGACACAGCCGCAAGCAGAGGCAGCCACUCAGGCUUCAGGUUCUUGUAGGAGAGGAAGUGGUGGUGAAGGAUGAAGGAGUACAGGAGCCGGAGGGAGGUGUCUUCGGCUUGGAGGAGGGAAGACGAGUUGAAGGGCAGGAGGGCACACAGGAAUCCAUGGCAACCUUCGGCCAGGGUGUAUUCUAUGAUGAGGCUGGCGUUUUCUCCCCCGAGGCUUUCUGGCCCCAGAACGAGCCAGCUCAGGCCAUGUCCUUCAACCCCAGAGGAAGAGGAAACAAGCUACUGUCUCCCCCUACCUCCUCACAGUCCAUCAACAACCAGCUACUUUUUCAGUACCCAGUCAGCCAAUCACAGCCAUCAGCCUCAUUCUUUGUGGGUGGACCGAUGGUUAUUGACAGCAUGGCAGGAACAGAGCACAGCCAACAGGCUCCGCCCCCAACACCAAUGACCCCUGUUCUGUCAACCUGUGGCACGCCAGGCCCCUCACCUUCCUCCCAGGGAUCUGAGACGUCCUUCGACUGCACUCACUGUGGGAAAUCGUUACGUUCCAGGAAGAACUACAGCAAGCACAUGUUCAUACACUCCGGUCAAAAGCCUCAUCAGUGCAGCAUCUGCUGGCGCUCCUUCUCCCUGCGCGACUACCUCCUCAAGCACAUGGUGGUGCACACGGGCGUGCGCGCCUUCCAGUGCUCUGUGUGCGGCAAGCGCUUCACACAGAAGAGCUCACUCAACGUGCACAUGCGCACGCACCGGGCCGAGCGCACCUUCCAGUGUACCGUGUGCCACCGGGCAUUCACCCACCGCACCCUGCUGGAGCGCCAUGCUCUGCAACACACCCACCAUGGGGCCACCCAAGGGCAAGGACAGGGCCUCCAGCAGACCCCUAAACACAGCCCUCCAGCCCUGCCAGGGCCCUCGGGCAUGUGCGGCUCAGCUGGGAUGGGCGGCACCAUGGCCAACAUGCCCAGCCACGGGCCGCCCUCCUAG
This is a messenger RNA of Salvelinus namaycush (lake trout), 2019 nucleotides long. RefSeq names its product zinc finger and BTB domain containing 45 (gene zbtb45). The record is from RefSeq and is a predicted model, not a curated record. Lineage: Eukaryota; Metazoa; Chordata; Actinopteri; Salmoniformes; Salmonidae. The transcript has 5 exons. Gene Ontology annotation, cellular component: nucleus. Bases 1 to 2019 code for a protein of 672 amino acids. Gene Ontology annotation, biological process: regulation of transcription by RNA polymerase II. Gene Ontology annotation, molecular function: RNA polymerase II cis-regulatory region sequence-specific DNA binding; protein binding; DNA-binding transcription factor activity, RNA polymerase II-specific.